Molecule: messenger RNA, 316 nt
Organism: Staurois parvus
Lineage: Eukaryota; Metazoa; Chordata; Amphibia; Anura; Ranidae
Source: the annotation of a GenBank genome assembly
UGUAUGUAAAUGAUACAGAUCUCUCCCCUGUCAGCACCAGCAUGCUACUUUGUAUUGCUCUGCAUAUUUAUUUCAGCAAAUAAAAAGCAGCGCACUUACACAGUAAAGCACACACAAAAUUGUAAAACAGCGCACAGUUAACCCUUUGAUGGCCCCAGAUGUUAACCCCUUCCUACCCAGUGUCAUUAGUACAGUGUCAGUGCUUUUUAUUAGCACUGAUCACUGUAUUGGUGUAACUGGGGAUGUCAGUGACACCAAGUCAAUUCCCCCCCCCCCCCCCCCCAGUGUCAGAAUGCCCGCCGCAGUCAAGCUAUAA